AAAAAAUCGUUGAGAGUUAGCUCCUACGUUAUAUUUUAUAUAUAGGACAAUGAAACUUACAACGGCGUAGACAAACAAAACGAUAUAAGCCCGAAGUAUAUAGACUACUACCGGUACUUUACAUCAAUUAUUGCCGUCGAUGCUAGCUAGUUUUUGUCAAAAUUUUACUGUAACUUUGAAAAUGUCGUUCCACGGUAGACUCGUAGGAAAAUCUGCGCUUGUAACAGGAGGAGGGAGCGGUAUCGGACGCUCCGUUUGCCAGGUCUUUGCACGAGAAGGGGCCAGUGUGGCUAUUGUAGAUAUCAACGAAGAAGGAAUAAGGGAAACUCAAUCAAAUCUCGCGACCGAUCAUGGUAACAUACAUUUCGCAAUAAAAGCUGACGUUACUUCGUCGAAGGAAACGAAACAAAUUUUCCGUACAGCAGAGGAAAAAUUGGACAGAAAGAUUUCAAUCGUGGUGAAUUGUGCUGGGAUAACGAGAAAGGUUUCAUUUGAUGAAAUGUCUGAAAGUCAAUUUGAUGAUGUCAUCAACGUCAACCUAAAAGGUACGUUCCUGGUGUCACAAGAAUUUAUUGCGUCUCUGAAAAAUUCCAAGGAAGAAACCAUCCGUGGAUCUUUGAUUAAUAUAUCGAGUUUGGCUGGAAUUAAGGGCUUUCCGAAUCAGUCAAAUUAUUGUGCUUCAAAAUUUGGGGUGAUCGGUUUGACUAAAACGAUUGCACAAGAGUACGCUCGACACAGAGUACGCAGUAACGCAGUUUUGCCGGGAUGGACAGAGACUCCUUUACUGUCAAUUAAUGUAAAAGAGAGCGUUCAAGAAUCGAUUGCGCAGGAAAUACCUAUGGGGCGAAUAGGAACCCCAGAAGAGAUAGCGAACGCUUGCUUGUUCCUUGCUUCGGAUGAAAGCUCUUAUGUAAACGGGGCGUGUCUAGAAGUAUCCGGUGGAUAUCACUGUUAACUCAUAAGACGGAGAUAAUGUUAGUAUUCGAUACCUCGCUGUUUAAUCAAUUUUACUCGUUUCCAAUAAUAAAGUGUAAAUUUUUGAAUCAUAUUCUUCAUAUACGUUUGAUUGCAGAAAUAAAAUGAUAUUGCAAAUACAAUUUUCAUAAUAAACCCGUAUUCCAUCAGAAGCUUGAGCAGUAUUAUAUUCCAACCUAUAUAGCUAGAAUAGUUUGGGUUAUUCCAAUCCCGAAGUAGAGAGAAAACCUGAUUAUCAGUAUAUCUCAUGCUUUGGCCUGGUAUAAAAGCAUCAGAACAAUAAACUUUUUUUGGAACUUGAAGAAUGACAAUUUUUUACUUGAAGAAUAAAAUAUGAUCUUUUCGUUGCUAUAUGUGCGAAACUGAAAUAUAGCGACUAUAAAAUUGCAGAAAAAUUUCGGUUAGUAUUCACCAAGUAACAAUAGUGGGUACCAUCAGUUCGUCUGUAAGGCAUAUAAUAAUACCACCAAAACCUCUAUACUCUUUACUGCAUCGAGCAUAGCAAAACCACACCUUUACUUG
Molecule: messenger RNA, 1497 nt
Organism: Styela clava
Lineage: Eukaryota; Metazoa; Chordata; Ascidiacea; Stolidobranchia; Styelidae
Source: RefSeq, a predicted model, not a curated record